UAUGUCUGGAUUCCUGCGUUCGGAGCGUUCAUCUGGUUCGGGACGCUACUUUCCAUGAUAUUGACGUGGGUGGGCCAGGGCCGGCCGAUCUAUAUUUCCGAGGACGGCACGAUACCGUACAUCUCAGACAUCGGAGCAGACAUUUUGAAACCGCUCUUCGUAGCAGGAUGCAGCGUCACAGCAAUCUCGUUUAUCCUCUCGCUCAGCAUUGAGCGACUGCUACGACACACGGGCAGGCUGCACCCUGACAUGCGAAAACGCGAGUUCGCGUUUUCCUACCUCGCGAUCCUCGGCUCCGUCAUCGGCGGCGCGGGACUCAUCUUGCUCUCUUGUUUUGACACCAAGCGCCAUCCCUCGCUACAUCGAGUGUUUCUGCUCGUAUUCAUAGUUGGCGUCGCGCUCAGCGCUCUGUUCACUAUCGCCGAGUAUCGAUGGUUGAGUAAGGGUUGUGCCGAUGAGAGAGAACUGAAGAUUGCCUACAGCGCGAAAGCCAUAAUUGCCCUUAUUCUCAUCGCAUUAGCCAUCGCAUUCGGGAUAACGCUCUUCAAGAAUACGAAUGUUGGCGGUAUCCUAGAGUGGAUCAUCGCCUUCGGCUACACCUUUUACCUGCUAUCGUUCGUCUACGAUCUC
Molecule: messenger RNA, 630 nt
Organism: Heterobasidion irregulare TC 32-1
Lineage: Eukaryota; Fungi; Basidiomycota; Agaricomycetes; Russulales; Bondarzewiaceae
Exons: 5
Cellular component (GO): plasma membrane
Source: RefSeq, a predicted model, not a curated record